Messenger RNA from Phytomonas sp. Hart1, 817 nucleotides. The record is from the annotation of a GenBank genome assembly. Lineage: Eukaryota; Euglenozoa; Kinetoplastea; Trypanosomatida; Trypanosomatidae.
GUUAUAUUAAGCUGCGGCGUAGGCCAGCAUUUCGGUUGGCUUUUCUGAAAAUCCGUGACACGGGGCGAUUUCUCUUUCCUUUUGUAUGGCCCUCAGCCGUGUGGUAGCAUUAUGGGUAUGAUUUUUGCAUCCCCUAAUUUUGACGCUUGAGCUCUGCCGGGGGCUGUUUGGGUAUGAUCGCGGCUUCCCUCUUGAUAAGGGGGAGGCUGUGGGGCUGAUUUGUCUCUGGUGAGUCAAUCUUGUGGCCGCCGCGCACUUCCACCCAAUGCACGACCUCUUUCUAGUGCCGCAUUAAAACACCCCGCGACGUGCGCAGGGGCUCCUCAUCUCUUGCUAAUAAGAUAUGCCAAUAGUAUUCACCUCGCCGCUAUGGUUGUUAUCGAAUCCACUCUGGGCACUUCCACGCCGCGCCGAUGCGCCGCAGGGGUUGCUUUAUAUUAGUGAAACAUCCAAGUGCAUGUUGGGGUGCCCGUUUUGGAGGAGGAGGUCAGGAGGGGGUACAACAUUUGCCAUUUCACACGGGGAAAAUGAAUCUUCCGGUAUCUCCAUUCCCCAAUUUUUGUGCGAGUUUUAGAAUCUUUCGCCACAUGUUCACCGUAGACGAACCCUGCGUUGCCCUCAGUAAUACCAGUCUGCGAUUUAUCAAGGAAGUCACUAGAUUGCCUUGCUUCUAGUUUGUGUAAGCAUAUUUCCCUUUCUUGCACCUUUAUCUAAUAUAAGGUGCUCGAUGUUUUUACUCAAAGCCCCGUCAGCUAAUUUGUGUAGCGUUCGAUUCACUUUCUACCACUGAAAAUAGGGUUUACAUUUUCUUUUCCCU